This is a messenger RNA of Tripterygium wilfordii, 1197 nucleotides long. Its product is annotated as phosphoenolpyruvate carboxylase kinase 1-like. The coding region runs from base 7 to 864 and encodes 285 amino acids. The transcript is spliced from 2 exons. Gene Ontology annotation, biological process: protein autophosphorylation; intracellular signal transduction; peptidyl-serine phosphorylation. The record is from RefSeq and is a predicted model, not a curated record. Gene Ontology annotation, molecular function: ATP binding; calcium-dependent protein serine/threonine kinase activity; calcium/calmodulin-dependent protein kinase activity. Lineage: Eukaryota; Viridiplantae; Streptophyta; Magnoliopsida; Celastrales; Celastraceae. Gene Ontology annotation, cellular component: nucleus; cytoplasm.
AUUCCCAUGUCCGCCGUAACAAAACCGAAACAAUCAAAAAAACUCAUGACCCAGCAACUACGCAAGGACUACCAAAUCUGUGAGGAGAUCGGCAGGGGACGCUACGGCACUGUUUUCCGGUGCGUUUCUCCUGCCUCCGGUGAGUCAUUCGCUGUCAAAACCAUCGACAAGCGACUAGUCUCCGGUGACUCCCUUGAGUCACAGUGUCUGUUAACGGAACCCAAGAUUCUGCAACUCCUCACGCCUCACCCUCAAAUCACGCAGCUGAUCGACUGUUACGAGGACGAUACGCACCUCCAUAUGGUCUUGGAGCUCUGUCCCAAUAAAGACCUCCACCAGGUUAUCGUCAAUCAUGGUUCUCUGCCGGAAUGCGAGGCGAGAGAGAUCUUUACUCGGCUGAUGCAAGCAAUCGCUCACUGCCACAGGUUCAACAUCAUCCACCGCGACAUCAAGCCCGACAACGUCCUCUUCGACUCGCGAAACAGAGUAAAAUUGGCCGAUUUUGGCUCCGCGGAAGCGAUUGUGGAAGGUGAAUUGACGAGUGGAGUGGUGGGGACGCCGUAUUACGUGGCGCCGGAGGUGUUGUCCGGGAGGGAUUACGGGGAAAAAGUAGAUGUGUGGAGCGCGGGUGUCGUUUUGUACAUAAUGUUGGCGGGGUUUCCGCCGUUUUACGGAGAAGAUGCUGUGGGAAUAUUCGAGGCGGUUCUGAGGGCUAAUUUGAGAUUCCCGAGUAGGGUUUUCCAAUCGUUUUCUCCUUCCGUAAAGGAUUUGCUGAGGAGGAUGUUGUCCAAGGACGUGUCCCGCAGAUUCUCCGCAGAGCAAGUUUUAAGGCAUCCAUGGAUGACAAGUGGUGGAGGGACCUGAACAGUGAGUGACUAACUGCUCCUGGAAAAAGCUAUGUUGAUGAAUAUUUGGAUUGCAGCAAGCGUGAAUGUUAGGUAAGGUCUAUGUAAAAUCUAAUAAAUUGAGAGAGAACAAAGAAGCUACUUUUGUAAAGGGUCUGUACACCUUCUAGAGAGAGUAUCCUGCUUAGUUUUUUUAUUGCGAGGAUGGUUUUAUGUAGGAAGCCCCCAGUUUGCAGUUCAUGGGGAAAGGUUUGCUAGAAACUGAAUGAGCAACACUCGUAUAAUAUUUUGUGAGUGUUCUACUUUGUAUAAUACGUUAAUGUUAUGCAAUUGAGAAUCUUCUUUUUUAAUC